Molecule: messenger RNA, 3730 nt
Organism: Lingula anatina
Lineage: Eukaryota; Metazoa; Brachiopoda; Lingulata; Lingulida; Lingulidae
Cellular component (GO): cytosol; membrane
Source: RefSeq, a predicted model, not a curated record
UGACUCAUCCCUGUGUUGGUUUUCAAGAUGGCUGCCUCCAGGAUGUCCUCACUGUUAUUAUUUAUUUUCAUGUUUUUAAGGUUAACUUUGUCUGUGGAUCCUUUAUUUGAUGAGUUGUUGAGUGGUAUUGAAAAGGCCGUUUCAUAUUACCAAACAAGUUACAAAGAAAUGAACCUAGAUGGGAUAUUUGGACUUAGAGUGGUUGAAGGUCAGAUUGCCUUACUGAUUGAUGAAAUAGAUGACCAAAAGCUUAAAAUACAAAAUAAAAAAGUACUUGAGAGACUACGUAAAAUCAAAGCAGAUGCCACCUAUGCCAGUAAGGAAGCUAUACCCUAUCUUGAGAAGGGAGAUGGAGAAUACUACAGAUCAAUGAAAUAUUUAGUGGGAGAACAGUGGAGCAUUUUUCAUAGGCAUCGUAAACUUGAUCCUAACCUGAAAUGGGUUAAAUCUGAUCUUGAGAGAAUAAAAGAGGAGAGAAAGAAGCAGAAUAUAUCAAUAAAAACAAUAGAUGAAGAAAGAAGUGACAAGUGUAUGAAGGAAUUGUUUGGUAGUGACACACAAAAACCAUGUCAAGUUUCAGAUGAGUGCAUGUAUAUGAUCACUGCUAAAGGAUUGAAAGAUUAUCUUCUUACACAUCAACUCCUUUUUACAUUACUUGGAGAGAAGGUGGGAUGUAUAAGUAAAAUCAAUGAAUGGCUUCAUGCUCAUGGAGAACCAAGAGGAAUAAACCAAUUACAGCUAGAGUUUUGCACAAAUAAUUAUUACGAGGUCAAAGAAAGUAUAGAGUUGAUGAAAGGAAAAAUAUGGCCCAUACAGCAAGAUAUUUUCUUGGAAGAAGAGUUUGUCUGCCCUAGCAUGGGCUUCAUCCAGUUUUUACGCAGAGAUUGGCUGCAGCAGAUUCUUACCUGGCAGAAACCUAAUGGGUGUUUUGGUAAAAUGAAGAGAGCUGAGAUGAGGGACAGUAUUGAUGGGCUAGCCAUUGAUGAAUCAAGCUAUGUAUAUGAAAACGAGGCAGCUAUAGACAUGAUAGAAUAUUUAAAGAAGCAAAAGAAACAGAGACAGCAGAAUGGAGACAGCAAUGAGAGAUCAAAAUCUGAAGAAUUUGAUAAAAUUCAGGGUAAUCUAAUACAACCAAAUUCCCAGGCAGAUUCACUUGGAAGCGAAAGAGACAGUCAAAUGCAGGUUCAGUUUCAGCAGCCCGCAGGUGUUAUGAAUAAAAGCAUUCUAAAUCAGCCUUUACAAAAACAGGUUCAAUGGAAUCAACUCAACCAGCAAACACAUUUGUCUAACAGACUGGUUUAUCAGAAUAAAGAGCAGGCUCUGUUCCAACCACCAAAUGAAAAAUAUAUUACCCACAUACCCGCACAGCAGCAACAGAUACCAAAGAAUAGGCAGCAACUGUUUCAAGAAAAUCAAAUGCAACAUCAGCUGAAUAUUGAAAACCAUCAAGAAAAUGCACAUCUACCAUCAAAUCCACUUAUGGGUGCUAGGAGACUAAUGCAGUAUAAUGUUAAAAGUUACCGUUCUCGUAGACUUCUUGUGGAAAAAGAUCUGGCAGGAGGGUGUCUAUCUCACAAAACAGCAGUAGGAACGGCAGCCAUGGUGAUGUACCUUAGAUUCAUGCUGGACCCUGGGCCUCCAGAGUUACAAGAAUAUCACAGAGCCUUGAUUGGAGAUGAACCGGCACAUAGUUCACAUACAACCACAGUUCCUGGAGAAAUGUUCCAAAAAACAAAAUCUACCAAAAAUCUGGAUGAUGCAGAUAUGGAUAUUUUUCACAAUAAAAUGGAUGAUGAUGAUCAUCAUCAAAAGGGAGUCCACCCAAAGCAUGAGAUUCGGGAAGUGUUAAGGGGUAAAGGUCAGGACUAUCUAAUUGAUGGUGAUCAGGAUAAUCCUCAUGAUCAUUUUGAUAGGGAUGAAGAUAAUAUAGAUGAAGGUGAAAACAAUGACAGAGAAGAGGAAGAUGAUGGAAAAUUUGACCAGAAUGAUUUUAUAGCUGAAGAGCCUGAUCAGCAAUAUCACUUGGGUCGAAAGGUCAACCCACUGAAGAGUCAUCACAAUGAAGAUGACAUUUUUGAUGACAAAAAUUUAGAUCCACUAGAUGAAGGUUUAGCUAGCUCAAAGAAAACCACACAUCUUGCUCACGAAAUGCAAGGGUCAUUGGCUCUUCCAUGGAGAAAUCUAUACAUUGUUAUGGUUGUUGCAGCAGUGAUGCUGUUUUUUAUGUUCAGAUUUAUAAAGAAAAGAAGAAUUUCAAUAAGAUACAGGCACAGAUAAACCAGUACUAUCUUUCUGGGGGAAACUGCACGGGUUAAAAUUUGCACAUUCAGAGAUUAUAUAAAGGUCACAUAAUAAUUAGAGAUUAUUAUUCCAGGGUCAAGGGCAUAAGUUGUUUGUAGUUUAUUAAUUCAGAGUAACCUAUUAAAAGUGCAAUAUGAAAUUACUAAAGGGUCAGCUGAAUACCACUACAAAUGGCAGCACUAAAAAUGUCUCUUUUUUUUAGAUGCAAGAAUUGAAUCAGUUGUUUCAUUGCAGUUUAUGUAAUGUUUUGAUAUUGAAUUUUGCAGAUGGCAAAUCAAAAUUUAUAAUAUUAAAUUAAAUUUUUUUGUUUUGGUGAUAUUUCAUUUUUAUACUGUACUAAAAAAAAAAGAAUGUGAGAAUGUGAAAGUUGCUUAUUUGUUUAUUUGAAGAUACAGUGGUAAAGAGUGGAUUGUUUAACCAAGUGUCUAAGGUUAAAGCAGAGGGCCCUAUAUUUGGAUUGAGUGUUAUGCAUACAGCAUUAGCAUUCAAGAGUCCUUGCAUUUAAAUAAUAAUAAUAAUACAGAGAUAAAAUAAAUGGAUAAUUUUUAAGCAUUUAAUUGGAGGUCCUGUAUUUCCAUUAAAACACUGCCGUGUCCCACCUCCUCUGUGCUUUGAGGCUACAGAAUGUUGUUUUAUACAGUUUUGCCAUGCAUUUUUUCUAAAUGUGGCAUCUUUUCAAAAAUUCAAGUAGUUGCAUGUUUCCAAGUAAACAUUUUGUAUUUUAACACAUUUUAUACAAAAUUUCAGUUUUUGGCAUAGUUUCAGUUGUUACUACAUUUACACAAAAUGUCAUUUUUUACUGGGAACUCGAGUAUUGAAGUGUGAAGACAUAUGAUGGAAUGAAUGUAGUGUCCUGUGUGUUUCAAAUAUAAGUUAUGGGAUGAAUUUAUAGUAUGUACAAUCCACUGUCAUGCAAUAGAAUGUCAAAAGACCUUUUUAAGGCUUUUCUUUUUAUCAAGUUUUAAGUGAAUGUUUCUGGUUAUGUUUUGUAUGUAUUUUAAUUCCAUUAUAUAUGCUACAUUUUAGAAGUUUAAAAGAAAGCAAUUUAGGUGUGUCAGUUGAUGAAGUAGUACCCAGAGUUUCAGACUUUACAGAAAACUUAGUGUUCUACUAAUGUUAAGACAGUGUACUCUGAAACUGUGGGUGUGAACAAGACAAUCUGGUUGUAAACAACAAGUCUGCUUCUUGGUUGUGAUCUAACAAUGGACUCCCUUUAAGAAGUUGCUAGUAUAAUGUACCUUGUUUCAUUACAAAAAGGAAGAAAUAUAUAUAGUUUUGUAUGAGUAUGUUAAGCACAAAUUGUUUUUAAAUCAUUGUGCUGUUCUUGGAAAUAUUAGAGAACACAAGAAGAUUUUUGCUGAAUUACUUCCCAGCUUUUUAAUGGCUUUUUGCUUUUUAAUGGUUCGUUUUGAAUUCUUUAUUUUGUUAA